Messenger RNA from Paramecium sonneborni, 293 nucleotides. Lineage: Eukaryota; Ciliophora; Oligohymenophorea; Peniculida; Parameciidae. The record is from the annotation of a GenBank genome assembly.
AUGUAGGUGGUUUAAGUUUAGAUCCAAUAAAUAUUGCUUAAGAGGAAGUAAUUAUAAAAAAUUAUUAGUUAAUUAGGUUUUAAUUAGUUGCAUUCACAAAAGCAUAGAAUGAUUUAUGGUAGGAAUAAAAAUAAUUAUAAAAUAAUAAAUAAGAUUAAAAAAUUAAAAUAGGAAGAAUUAUCUUUUUUAGUGCUUUUCAUGAUAAAGAGUUUUUAAAAUAAAUGGAAUAUUACUUAAAUUUGUUUCAAAAAAUCGAUUAUCCAGAUAGCAAUUUAUAUAAUUUAAGAGAUUGA